This is a messenger RNA of Nicotiana tabacum (common tobacco), 681 nucleotides long. Lineage: Eukaryota; Viridiplantae; Streptophyta; Magnoliopsida; Solanales; Solanaceae. The record is from RefSeq and is a predicted model, not a curated record.
AUGUAUCUCCACUGUAAGAUAGAUAUUAUUAUUGAGGAUGUCAUCAAUGAGCACAAGCAAAAUCUUGCAACUGGCAAGUUCAAUGGUCAAUUAGGAGGUGAAGAUUUAAUUGAUGUACUUCUAAGACUUAUGAAGGAUGGAAGCCUUCAAUUUCCCAUCACCACUAACAACAUAAAGGCCAUUUUUAUUGACUUAUUCGCUGCUGGAACUGAAACUUCAUCAUCAAUAGUUACUUGGGUCAUGGUAGAAAUGAUGAAGAAUCCAAGUAUACUCAUCAAAGCUCAAGCUGAGGUAAGAGAUGCCUUUAAAGGUAAAGAAACUUUCAAUGAAAAUGAUGUAGAGGAGUUGAAAUACCUAAAGUUAGUCAUUAAAGAAACUUUUAGACUCCAUCCUCCACUUCCAUUGUUGAAUUCAAGAGAAUGUAGAGAAGAAACAAAUAUAAAUGGCUACACCAUUCCUUUAAAAACCACAAUCAUGGUUAAUGUUUGGGCGAUGAGAAGAGAUCCAAAAUAUUGGGUUGACGCAAAAAGCAUUAAGCUUGAGAGAUUUCAGCAUAGCACUAUGGAUUUUACUGGAAUCACUCCAAGUGACUUGGACUUAGCUGAAUCGGCUGGAUUAGCUGUUCUUAGAAAGAGUGACUUUUAUUUGAUUGCAACUCCUUAUCCACCUUCAUCGGAGUAA